AUGGGUUGUGCACCAAGUAAAGAUGCAGUGGUCUUUGAUCAGAAUGGCCAGAGAUCUACUAAUCCUCCCGCAAGAAACAGUAACAACACACCAGCUAGAGAAGAAAUCGAACAAAAUGAUGAUAAGGUAGCUGUGGUAAAGAGCACUGAUAAUGUUGAGUCUAUUCCAAACCAUACGCUUAAGACAAAUGAUAUCGAGGAACUCUGUAUCCCUGAUGAUACAACUCACGAGUCGCAAGGUCAGCAGGAAGAUAAUUUAGUUGAAACAAAUAGCCUGAAUUCUGGAAAUGGAUCAAAAGGUGAUCAGCAAAUGAUUGUGAUCCCCGUUGGAAGUCAGGAGGAAGAAAUAAAUGAAGAUAAAGGUCAAUCUGAGGUCACGGAUAAAGAAGACAGAGUUUCACCAAGUGGUGAAAAAGAAGAGAAAUUUCUAGAGGAUGAAACACCAACGGAUGAAAUAGAUGACCAAAAGGAAGAGAAUCAGGAAAAUGCACACGUUGCUCAACAAGAGGAAGUUGAUGUUGGAGAUAACAAGGCACUAGCGAUAGUUACAGACAAACCUAACACGUCUGAAGAGGAUCCCAGGCCAACUGAUGAGGGAGAAGACUAUGGUAAAACUGUUAAAGAUGAGGAAAACAUAGUGACAGAGCAAACCAGCCUCCCAAGUAUCCCUCCCAAUCCACGUCCAGCCAACUUCACAGCACUUUAUGGUAGAAAUUCCUCAAAAUGGCCGAUCAGGAAUUAUGUCAAGUUAGAUUUUCCUGUAAAUGCUAACUAUGGUGGGGGUGCAGCACUUCUUCUUUGUUCAAAUCAAUAUGGAGGCAAAGGUCCAGAAACUACAGCAGAAAUCUUUCUGCUACGAUCAGGGUUUGAUUGUAAUCAUUUUGGAAAUUCCAGUAUUAUGACUGGAAAUUCUGGUCAUUUUGGUUGUCAAAAUUAUUUCAUGACCAAUGAAGAAGGAUUUCUAUUGGGUAACUUGAUGUUUGGUACCAACACUGUGAUGGUCCUGUCCAAUGAUUGUCAGUAUGGUGAUUUAAGUAAUGGUGUCCAGAUCAGUUCGCCAGCUGGCGAGAAUGGCCGCUACAGACUCUUCAUAAAUAGUAACAGCACUGUGUGCAUGUUGGUGCUGUGCAGCAGUUCAGAGGGCAACGCAACCUACAUGGUGAGGACAGGCUUUAAAGAAAACUUUGUGCAGGCUAAGUUGAUUCAUGGAGAUGAUAAGUGGAAGUUUGACACCAACACCAAUGGAGAAGUUGAUGCUGAAGGACCAUCAGGUUCAUAUUUCUCUUUUUACGUUAAUAAGCCAGAAUCAGUUAUAUCUGACAACACCUUAAAGAAGUCCAGAGUUCUCUUCACUCAAGCUACAGAUGGCCAAGAACCAACUCUGGUCCUAGACAACCAGGAACCAGGCGUCUUAAUGGUUCUGUGUUCCAACAGUAUUGGAACAGAGAAUAAGACAGCAGCAGCUGUUUAUAUGGUUACCAUCUCUUCUAGUUCAGAAAUUUCUACCAAACUUGUCAAAAGUAGUGCUGCUACAGACUACGCCAAUGCUGAUCUCUGGGCGUUUGAGUCAGUAGCUGGAAAAUGUAUCAGUGUAAAAGGUCCCUCUGGCCCGUGUAGAUAUGCCACAAUUUCAAACCUGGAAGAGAAAGAGAAAACACCUAUGAAUCAAACCAUAUGCUUGAGCUCAGGUGAACCUUCCACUGUUCGCGGACAGGUGGAUAUCACAGAAAAAAUGGUGAAGGGAAUCUUGGACCGUCCAUCGCAAGUAAUGAUAAUGGUCAAUCACGAAAUCAUAGCAUCAUUCAAGCCAGGACAGUUACGACAAGUCAGAGAAGGUUAUGCCUUUUGUAGGGAAUGGAAAGAAGGGGAGAUAACCAUUGGCACUUCACUCGUAAGGGUCUUUGCAUCGAGAAAGCAUGUCACAAGUGGGAAGAAUGUAAAGAUAGAACUGAAUGCAUCACCUGUGAGAUUAAUCACCCAGAAGGAUGGAGUGGUGUGUGCUAUCAACUGUGGUGGUUAUGACUACACCAGUCUGAGUGAUAUUACAUAUGCCAGUGAACACAAGCGGUUCUGUCAGUACGACACCAAAGGCACCAAUGGUAGUAGGUACUCCACCUAUGGUGAGGUGAAAGUUCAUACUGGAAUUCCGUCACUGCUGAUGGCUACUCAUGAUGGAGCGUUGUAUGCUACCCUUCGUCAUUUCUCCACGGAGGCCAUUGAUGAGCAGAAGGUCCACUAUGAUGUGACUGUGCCAAAUGGAUCCUACAUACUACGACUACACUUCAUACACAGGAUUUCUCCAUCUGUUCAGUUCAUUUGCAAUGGGAACAAUAUUGCCCAAUACAUUGUGAAAGCCUCUAAUUCCGAGAAAGACUUCCUGAAGGAGCACAGCGGAUACACAACUUACUUAGCUGAUGUUCCACUGGACGUCACUAACAAUACUCUCACUAUCAGAUCCAGCAAACAGGCAAUAUGUGCAUUUGCUCUCCUUGAUAAAGAAAAAUUCAAGGAAAAGAAACCGACUCCAGAACAGGCCAAGGAAGAACAGACACAGAAACAGACACUCAUGGAUACAAUUAAUCCUCUGGUUCGCUCACUUUCCAGAAAGCAGCUCAAAAUUGUCGGCUGGUCUGCAAAUCUGUUGAAAAAUGGAAGUGGGGAGGAAGGCGACCUGUCCCACUGGAACACCUCUGGAAACUGGAAAACUUGUGAAGGAGGCUAUGGAACAGAAAAAGCUUUCCAGACGUCUCACAUGGACUGUCGAAAGUAUCAGGAAGUGGACCUGCUGGAACAUUUCCCAGCAGAAUACCUGGACACAGCUCCGGACAUCCAGGUAUCAGAAUGGUAUCGUGAGGGAGCGUGUGGCGGUGGUUUCUACAACUAUGAGGCUAAGUUGCUGGAUGCUGAUGGAAAUGCCAUCAAAACUUUCAGCACCGGUCAAAUAGGUACCAUCUACAAGGAUAAAAAAUGGAUGAACGCAACGACGAUAUUCAAAGAUUAUGGACCUGGAGUGCGUUUUGUUGGCAUAUCAUCAUUUGGUAAGGAUGAUAAGUACUGGGCUGGUCACUAUGGGCCUCUGAUUUCCACCUCUGUUGUGAGGGUGAAGAGAGAAACACAUCCUGCAGCUGAUGAUAGCUACAAAGACAUUGAGGUAAACCCAGAUGCGGCAGCAUUUAUCGCCAACCGAGAUAAACUUGUGAUGAAGAUGUUUGCCGAUAAUAAAGAUUUGAUUAUGGAAUUGGUGGAGGACAAAGUGUUGAAGGAACUUGAUACCAGCAGCCAGAAAUAUGUACCCAAUAAAGCGAGAAAACUGAGGAAACACAGGAAGAGAGAAAUCCGUGUUUUUGUUUCAAGUACUUUCAAGGAUUUCAGUGAAGAAAGAGAGCAGCUUAUCAAAAAGACAUUCAGAGAGAUCAACAAAAUGUGCUCGGAAAGGGGUGUUUUCUUCACCUAUGUUGACCUGCGUUGGGGAAUUAGUGAAGAACAGUCAGAAACUGGUCAGACAAUCGCCAUCUGUCUUCAGGAGAUUGACCGAUGUCGGCCAUAUUUCAUCUGUAUGCUGGGUCAGAGAUUUGGCUGGUCCAAACCUGAGGACAAGGAGGAUGAUGCUCUUAUGAAGAGUUUUGACUACGCUAUCGAGAAUCACCCGAAUCUUGCUUGGAUAGAUGACUACCGGAACAACACCAGUGUUACCCAGCUGGAAGUACUUCAUGGUGUGUUGAAUGACAUUCAAGGAAGGAAAAAUCGAAGUUUUUUUUACCUUCGAGACCCUCCAAUAAAAUCUGAGAUGAGUGAGAAAGAAUUUAAAAGAUCUGCUGAAUCUGCAUGGCAUUCAGACCGCCAAUCCCAGCUAAGGACAAAAGUAGGAACCAAUACUGAGCUCAACACUCGGAAGUUUGCCAGUCCGGAGGAAGUCUGUGUAAUGAUCAAGGAGGACCUGGAGUUUUGUGUCAAUGAAGACUUUCCAAUUGGUACGGAACUGACACCAUUGGAGCGUGAACAGGAAGCUCACCAAGCCUUCGGUGAUGCACGAACACAGGUGUACAUAGGCAGAGAACAGUACUUUGUAGACAUUGACAAAGUCAUGCAGGAAGAACGCGACCAGCCAUUUGUCUUACUUGGUGAAUCAGGAUCUGGCAAAUCAGCACUUGUAGCUAACUGGGUGAAGCGUGUACGUGAGAAAGAAAAGGAUAGUUUUGUCUUUGUUCAUUUUAUCGGCAGUUCUGCUGAGAGUGCAUCCUACCUGAAACUAUUGCGCAGGCUGUACGAGGAGCUCAAAGCCUUUUUUGACAUUGAUCUGAACGUGCCGACCUCUGACACAAACUUGGUCCUUGACCUUGGUCGUUGGUUCCGGUUGGCUGCAUCACGAGGACGAUGUGUGAUCGUGUUUGAUGCCUUGAAUCAGCUUAAUGAUGGUUUAGGGGAAGAUGGUGGUGAGCAUGAUCUGCUAUGGAUACCAAGAACUUUGCCGAAAAAUAUAUUUAUGUUGCUGUCUACGCUUCCUGGACGGGCGUAUGAAGCUGUGAAAGCUGCAGGCUGGCAUAGCAUGAAAGUGGAGCCGCUAGACCUAUCCCAGAAAAGGGAGAUAAUCAUUGGCUACCUAGAGGGAGUGUACUCAAAGACAUUGAGCGAUGAACAGAAACAGAUGAUAAUUGACGCUCCUCAGACCAACAACCCCUUGUAUUUACGUUCCCUUCUGGAUGAGGUGAGAGUUUACGGCAGCUUCAGAACCCUUACACAGAAAAUCCAGGAGUACCUGUUGGCUGGAAAUCCAGGCGAUUUGUUUGCGAAGAUUCUUGAGAGGCUUGAAGGUGAUUUUGAAGAAGGCAUAGACAUGAGGAAAAGUCUAGUGAAGGAUACUACAACUGCUAUUUGGUGUUCACAUCGAGGAAUGGCAGAAGGAGAGCUGACCGAGUUUCUAGAUGUUCCAAGUGCACUGUGGUCACCAUUCUAUUUGUCUCUGGUAGAGAACUUGGUCAACCGUAACGGUGUGGUGAACUUUUUCCAUGACCAUCUCCGCCAGGCAGUAGAAAAGAAGUACUUGAGUACUCCAGAGGAGAAGAAAGAGGGCUUCAAAAAGCUAGCUGACUACUUCUCAACCAAAAGUCUGGAUGACCGUGUGGUUGACGAGUUACCCUUCCUGCUGGGAAAGGCUGGAGAACUGGAACAACUCAAAGAAACUAUAAGUGACCUACAAGUCUUCUCUAGGCUGGCUAAAACAGAGGACGGCAAAUUUGAACUCAUCAAAUCCUGGCAAAUGCUUGGAGACUAUAGUCAGGCAGAAAUCGCCUACCUGGAGAAAUUAGAUGAAGUGAAGGAUGAAGACAAACACUCAGAAGAAUACAUGCAGUUGCUGGACCUGCUCGGUGACUUCUUUCUACAUCUUGGACUGUUCAAAGCAUCCAGGAAUGUAAAUGAACUGUUAUUGGAACAACUGGAAGCAAGAUAUGCAGUAUCCCAUGGAGUGGUUGUCUACAACAACAAUACUUAUAACUGGAAUUACCGCUGUAAACACCCUGAUGUCAUCAAGUCUCUACACCAACUUGGUAUGGUGUGUGAGAAACAGAUGGAACUGGAGGCCGGGGUCAAAUAUUACAAAGAGGCCAUCAAUAGACAAAACAGGAUCGAGACUCCUAGUCAGAAACUGCAGCUUUGUGAGGGCUUACUUGGCCUAGCCACUGUCUACAACCUACAAGAAAACAGAAAAGAAGCCAAGAAGUUGUUGGUUCGCUGUCUUGAGCUGGCCACUGAUGUUUUGGGACCAAACCAUCACUAUGUAGCUGCCAUCUACAACAAGCUGGGCGAGUUGUCCUACAUUCAGAACAUGCUGGACAAAGCCGUAGGCUACUUCCUCCAGGACCUCAAACUGACCCGGAGUGAUGUUGGUAUGACUCACCCAAGGAUAGCUGGUAUCUUGAGUGACCUUGCCAUUGUCUAUGAUGGCCGAACUGAUCCACUUGCCGGUCAGAUCUAUGAAACUGCCUUGGCCAUGCUUCUUGACACCUAUGGUCAUUCGCAUGUCGAUGUUGCUGUUGUCAGGUUCAAUCUUGGGACAUUUUACUUCGCCACCAACUACUUCGCAAAGGCAAAAUACCAACUACAGGAAUCUUACAACGUCUUCCUCUCCUUCUUAGGGGCGGAUCACCCCGACACCAAAGCUGCAAAGGAGGCAAUGGAGGAAGUGGGACCUGUUAAUAAGUAG
Messenger RNA from Ylistrum balloti, 6201 nucleotides. RefSeq lists its product as uncharacterized. Gene Ontology annotation, cellular component: Cul4-RING E3 ubiquitin ligase complex. Gene Ontology annotation, molecular function: protein binding. The transcript has 32 exons. The record is from RefSeq and is a predicted model, not a curated record. The coding region runs from base 1 to 6201 and encodes 2066 amino acids. Lineage: Eukaryota; Metazoa; Mollusca; Bivalvia; Pectinida; Pectinidae.